This is a messenger RNA of Dromiciops gliroides (monito del monte), 1222 nucleotides long. It is a transcript of the gene IL1RN, whose product is annotated as interleukin 1 receptor antagonist. Lineage: Eukaryota; Metazoa; Chordata; Mammalia; Microbiotheria; Microbiotheriidae. The transcript has 4 exons. The record is from RefSeq and is a predicted model, not a curated record. Gene Ontology annotation, molecular function: interleukin-1 receptor binding; cytokine activity; interleukin-1 receptor antagonist activity. Gene Ontology annotation, biological process: negative regulation of interleukin-1-mediated signaling pathway; inflammatory response to antigenic stimulus. The coding region runs from base 138 to 665 and encodes 175 amino acids.
UCUAAUGCAUUUCCGGUUUCCAGUCCUUAACAGUGAGAGCCUUGCUCAGUUUGGUGGGUGGCCUUUUUCUUUAUAAGGAGUGGAGACUUGGGUUGCUAUGGUAGACCAGUGGAGCCCACACCAAUCAGGGGAGCAAGAUGGAUUUCCAUGUGUACCCCCGGGGCUACCUGAUCACUCUCCUCCUCUUCCUUUUUCAUUCAGAAACAGCAUCUUUCCCCUUUAAGAAAAUGACCAGCAAAAAGCAAGCCUACAGAAUCUGGGAUAUUUACCAGAAGACUUUCUACCUGAGGAACAACCAGCUCGUGGCUGGCUACUUGCAAGGCAUGAAUACUAAGCUAGAAGAGAAGAUUGACAUGGUUUCCAUUGAGCCUCAUUCUGUACUCUUGGGGAUCCAUGAUGGGAGCCUGUGCCUGUCCUGUGUCAAAUCUGGUAAUACGGCUCAGCUCCAGUUGGAGGCAGUGAACAUCACAGAGCUGGACAAGGAUAGAGAUAAGUCCAAACGUUUCACUUUUAUCAAGUCUGAAAAUGGCGCCACUUGCAGCUUUGAGUCUGCUGCCUGCCCCGGCUGGUUCCUCUGCACCCAGGCAGAGGCCGACAGGCCAGUCAGCCUUUCCAACACUCAAACAGAGGCCUUCAUCACCAAAUUCUACUUCCAAAAGGAAUAACCCCAAGAGGACCGCCUCCCCCCACCCCGUAACAUCUCCAUUCCUUGCUGGCCUUCCCCUUCCCUCACCCCUGUGCCUGGAAAUCCCCAUCUUUAUCCACUGCUGUCUCUCUCGAAGUGACAGUGCCACAGUGGGUACUGUUGUCUCCAAGCCAGCACAUUGAGGAAUGAGCUCUGGACUGGAAAUCAGGAGACUUGGGUCCCUGCCUUGCAACUCUUUACUUACGUGACCUUGGACAGGUCACUUCACUUUUCUAAAUCUCUGUUUCACCAUCUGGAAAAUGGCAAGGCUGGGGAACAUGACCUCUGAGAUCUCUUGGAGCUCCAAAGUUAAUCCAAUUCUAAGUCCAGCUAGCAAUGUGUUGCCUAAUUUUCCUUUCUCUGGGUGUCAAGGUCUCCAUGGGUCCCUCGGGGAAAGCAAGCCUGCCCCACUAAGGAAUAGGCCCAGGGGAACUGUAGGAGAUGCUAGAGGUUCCGAUUUGUGAACUGAGUGUUGUUUUCUUCUAUGUCUUGUGACCACUAUACUACAUCAUGUUUCAAUAAAGCCUUGAAAAGUCA